Molecule: messenger RNA, 834 nt
Organism: Trichoderma breve
Lineage: Eukaryota; Fungi; Ascomycota; Sordariomycetes; Hypocreales; Hypocreaceae
Exons: 1
Coding region: 1-834 (277 amino acids)
Source: RefSeq, a predicted model, not a curated record
AUGUCGAAACGAACAGUCUUCACCUCCAUCACUCCCCUCCCCCCCGGCAUCUCCCGCCAAACCGCCAUCGACUUCCUCCACAACCACCGUGACAUGAUCGACUUGAAUCCCUUGGUCACCGACCGCCACGUCAUCCCGCCUCCUCCCCACGCCCUGCCGGAAGAGCACGUCUGCACCUGGUACUCCAUCACCGACAAGAUCUCGUACCUCCCCGGCCAGCUCGUCACCGGCGCCAUCUCAUAUACUGCCGCCUUCCACGACCUGCCCCUGGGCCUGCAGACGCACUGCCACGCCCCCAUGGGCGUCGACCUGCGCGAGAAGUGGACGGUGGGGGGCUCCGAGCCGGGGGAAGACCCGGAACCCAUGGAGCUGGGCCUGGGAGCGCCGCGGUCCGGCCUGUAUAUCCGGGAGGAUGUCGUCAUCACCUGCAACGUCAUGAUGGCGAGCUUCAUCAAGAAGACGAUCAAAAAGGCCCACGGAACCCUGAUUGAGGCUCUGUCUGUGAAGGCUGCCUCGUCAGGUGCUCCGCUGAUAGAAUCGCAGGCGCAGAUGCGGUAUCGAAAGCAGACGCCAUAUCCUCAAAGCGCACAAACUGCCGAGGGGCAGCAGCUGAGGUCGCUGAGACUCGAAAACUUGAGAAAGCCACUGCCUGCGCGGCCAACCUCAUGGCAAACGCCACCAACACCGCCCAUGGCAUCGCUGUCGACAGAGGCGUUUCAGUAUCGCGACCAGGAACUGGAUACUUCGGGCGUCGACUAUGGAUACCCGCCAGAGCCCAUGGCUCCCCGUUCAAUGAGAACACCCCCGCAUGCCUAUGUCCCAGAGCUGCUGUAA